AUGUGUCCCGAAGUUAUGAUGAUGGCUGCCGUCACAAAAGAGCCAGACUUUGGACGCUCCUCAGCGUCGACCGCCGUUACCGGUGCCUCCCGAUCAUCGUUGCCCCUCUUGGACCGAUUGCCCUUCUACAGACAUGCGACCACCACCACCACCACUACAGCAUCUGAUAGUACAGAUAGCAAAUCAGAUCAGCACCAGCUGUUAAAGGGCAGCAGCGGCAAUAGCAGCAAGAGCCGUUCAUUUGAUCUCGCCGCUGCCGCCGCAGAAUUGUACGCCGUCGCUUGUACGGCGGCGGCUGCCGUGGUGACGGCCAGCAGCACCUCUUCCACUCAGGGGCCACCACCACCACCAGCUCCAGCGACAACAAUUGUUGCUCAGGACAACAAGAACAGCGACAGCGACAGCUGCUGCAGUUGCUGUUGCACCUCCACGUCGUCUGGCAACAAUAGCAAACAGAACAGCCAUAUCGACAACGACAACGACAACGCCGCCAACGCCGCCGAAGACGACAUCGACGAUAUUGGCAUUGACGGAUGUGGAGAUGCUCUUGCCCUUCUCUCCACUGACACCAACGAGGACUGCUGCACAGGUUCCAGCUCUUCGUCCUCGUCAACCACUUGCACUAGUGCACCUGACUCCUGCUUUGAAGAGGAGGAAAUU
Messenger RNA from Rhagoletis zephyria (snowberry fruit fly), 660 nucleotides. The record is from RefSeq and is a predicted model, not a curated record. NCBI's taxonomy places the organism in Eukaryota, Metazoa, Arthropoda, Insecta, Diptera, Tephritidae.